Auanema sp. JU1783 is the source of this 3495-nucleotide messenger RNA. The record is from the annotation of a GenBank genome assembly. NCBI's taxonomy places the organism in Eukaryota, Metazoa, Nematoda, Chromadorea, Rhabditida, Rhabditidae.
AUGACUCGUAAACGGCAGAAUGUCGAACAAGUUGAAGCUCCCGUUGUUCCUGAGAAAAAGAAAUCUUUCCCUCCUAAAAAACAGGGUGGAUAUGCUAAUAAACAAAAUUAUGAGGCUGAGAGAUUUGAAAAGAACUACGGGUAUGUCGCUGAUAGAAAUGAGCAAGAAGAGGGUUACAAUAAUAACUACCACGAGUCGUAUGAGGAUAAUUUUGGAGGGGCUAAUGAUUCUCAAAAAGAUGAGACUUCUUUUCCCACUGAAAUCACUUCUUACUUGAAGGGAAUCCUAGUAGUUUUAGAAACAGAAAAAGAUUUAGGCGUUGAAUUUUUUGAUAAGUGUGCCAAGGAAUGUGCUGGUAGUGAAGUAGCACUCUUGACUUACAAAGAUUCGUCGACGGUGGUUGAAAGCGUUUUCGGUUCUAAACCAAUCGCAGCAACAUUGUUCUUGCAAGUUAUUGCAAACCAAAAACAUAAAGUAAUUGUGGAUCUGAUGUUUGGAGGCUGUAGUGCCCGAACAAUAGAAAAGUUGCUUUACUCAAGUGCCCCAAUCACUCUAUCGUCCAUUGAUACUUUGACUAAAUUCGUUGAUCUGUUGUUUGAUAAUUGGCAAGAUGCCAUCACUACCCAACCAUCAACCUACCUGCUUAGGAGCAUAGGAAGAGUCACCUGUGGAUUAGGUCCAAUUGAGAAUCAGCCCAAGUUUGGUGUUGUCAAACGCGUCAAGCCUAAGUUCUACAAUGCUACUGUCAGAACAGCUCUUCAAAGGAUUUUCGCACAACUAGCUGAUCGAUUGUUCGACGCUAAAACUACUGGACCUCAUUGGGACAAUCUGUUCUGCUCUGUUCUCUUACAGUCUUUCUUCGAAGCGGAUGCUGCUGUCCAUGGCAAUAGAGCCGAUGCUUUCGUUGAAAAUGCUUUGGCAAACUUAGAAGAAAGCGAUAUUAUCAAUAAAUUACAAGGAAAAGAGAGUUCUCGCGUGUGGGAUUCCAUUUUCACAUUUUGUACAGAUCGCGGUAUAAAAUUGUUCUGGGAGAAGAUAGCAUCCAAUCAUUUCAAGUCGCUUGUAUAUCAUCCAACUGCUAACUUCCCGAUUCAGAGGCUUCUAGCAGCAGAAAAAUCUGAAGAGACAGCUGUUGCAAUAUGCAAUGUUGUUAUACCACUGAUAUCUACAUUGCUCGCUGAGAAAAAACCCGGAGUUGUGAUAAACUUGUUGAAAUGCUGUAGUUCUCAUGCAAGUUUAGAAGAGCUUGCUCUCAAAGAGUUGAGAAAGCAUUUCAAUGCGGAAACUGCUUCAACUAAAGAACAUUUCUUGUUCAACGUUCUAACACUGAAUCCUCAAAACGGCUCUAGCAUGGACCUUUCAAAGUGUCAAUAUCAUGGUUCAAUGAUCUUGCAAGAGCUGUUCAAAUUCACGAAAGUAAAAACGAUUAGUGCAUGUAUCUCUGCUAUCUCAGAUAAAACCCUUGUUGGAAUGGCAUUCGACAAAAUUGCUUCUCAUAUUGUCCAAGUGAUCAUCAACAGUCCUACUGUUGCCGAGGACAUCAAAACAAAAGUUCUUCAAAGCUUAGAGAAAAGCAGCCCAGACCUUAUCAAGAGUCCUGUAGGUAGUCACGUUUUCGAAUGUAUGUGGGACUCGCCUUUGUUCAAAGUGGCUCAGAAGCAGAAUCUGAUGAAGUCUUUCGUUCCUUUGAGAAAUGAAUCGAAGAAUUGGAAGUUCGCUAUGCUGAGAUGCGAUAUGAAUCUCUUCCGCAGUGACAGGAAGGCUUGGGUGAAAAAACAAAAGGAAUGGAAAAAGCCCGAGAAAAGUAUAUUCUCACACGGAAUCUACAAAAAUUUCUGGUUAAACGGCCUCACUGAUCCCGCCUCCCUUCGUGCUUCUGAUGUUUACAUAUACCACGAGAACAGACGGCGAAGAGGGAAGGUUGGUCUGUCGGGUCUUUCAGAUUGCGCUGCCAUGCACACAACUGACAGAGGUGAAGAGUAUCUUCAACUUAACCUACCUCCUGGUAGCGUGAGUGAAGCGAGUCAUCAAUGUAAGGAACCUUAUGAAGCUGCUCGAUUGAAACAUUUGGCCUGUAUUAAACUAUUCACCAACAAUGAGCUUCUUCGUAAAGAUGUGAAUGGUGAAACAUGUCUGCAUCACGCAGUACGAUCACGAGCUCACGACAUAGCACAGUAUUUGAUCAGUAAAGUACCUGCGUUGAAAGAAAUUCCUUCGCAGAACGUCGAAAUACCAUGCCUAAUUGCGGCAGCAAAUGGAGAUAUGAAGAUGUUGGAAAUCUUAUUGGCUGGACCGAUGAGAUUAGCUCUGCAAUCAGCUUUGCAUAGAGAUUGCAAUGGAACAUCAGUGCUGAUGGCUGCUGUUGCUCGAGGUGAUAACGCCAUGAGUAUGUGGCUGUUAAAGAAGUUUGGGAGACAGUUAGCUGCACUACCUAACUAUUCUAAUAUGCUUCCUCUUCACGUUGCUGCUGCGCAAGGAAACAUUGAAUUCAUGAAAAUCGUCGUAAAGCUUGAUAGUAAUUUGGUGAAUACUCGUGAUGAGUUUGGAUGUACGCCGUGUGUUUAUGCUGUACAAGCAGGAUGCUUGAGUAGUGUCCGCUUUUUAGUUGAAGGUGCCCGAAGUGAAAUGGGCUCAGUCAGUAAUCGGGGGCAAUCUCUUUUGCAUAUUGCUUGUUUGUCUGGCCAUGAACAUGUAGCAAAGUGGAUCUUGAAUCGUAUGGGUACAGAAGCUAUACUAUGGACAACGAAUGAUAAAGCUAAUGUUCUACAUUGUGCUGCAUUUUGCGGAUCAGUACCGGUUUUGCAAUUGCUUUUGGCAGCUUUCAAUACUCGUAAACGUCGCCAAGUCUUAGCUCUUCGUGAUGGGCGCGGCAAUUCUCCUCUGCAUCUUGCUGCAAUUAACAAUCACACCGACGCUGUGCAAAUUAUGUUGAACAAUGGAGCUGACGCAAACUUGGUAAAUGCGGCAGGUCACUCAGCUUUGGGAAUUGCUUCUCUACGAGGCCAUCGUGAGCUCACUCAAAUGCUUUCUCAGCAUAAUAACGCAAACGGUAAGAAGCAGAAGAAGGGUCAAGCAGCAACAUCGUCAUCUUCUCGAGAUGAAAGCCCCGUAUCCGGUUACUCAUCCGUCCCAUCUGGCGAUCGACAUCAUGCUAGCCUAUCACCGCAAGCUUUAAGCUCCGGAUACUCAUCAGCUGGAGAAAUGUAUCCGGAUUCUGUUAUUAGCGGACCAGAAGUGAUGAUUGAAAGACAUCGAAUGCGAUAUGUAGAAGAUGAAGCUGAAUGCUUAAAAGAUUGCGCAGCUCAAACAGACACUGAUCUCUUGCAAGAUCAAAUAAAGAUAUUGGAUGAUGCAGCCUGGACAGGUCUAGGCCUAUCAGCUGUUGAACAAAUCGAUCGUGUUUUGGAAGAAGUAACGAUAUCUGAAUUGAGCCCAGUUUCAUCUGAAUUGGGUUAUAAGCCUCCAAAGGCUGAAAAAAGGUCGAUUGCUGUAUAA